Messenger RNA from Doryrhamphus excisus (bluestripe pipefish), 2295 nucleotides. It is a transcript of the gene gal3st1a, whose product is annotated as galactose-3-O-sulfotransferase 1a. The record is from RefSeq and is a predicted model, not a curated record. Gene Ontology annotation, cellular component: membrane. Lineage: Eukaryota; Metazoa; Chordata; Actinopteri; Syngnathiformes; Syngnathidae. Gene Ontology annotation, molecular function: galactosylceramide sulfotransferase activity. Gene Ontology annotation, biological process: myelination; galactosylceramide biosynthetic process.
ACCUCCCUGCAGUGCUUCAUUCAGCAAGAUAGCUUUUGGAUUUGAAAGUUAAGUGCGGGGAGGCGGGCUGAAGCAUUAGGUGUACCUGCAGAGGCAGUGUGAAACUGGAGAAGAUGAGGGCGAUAUCUUAGCUGUGGACAUGUGAUAAGCAGGGGGAAUACAAAGGGAAAGGCUAUGCAACCGGACAAGUGACACCUCUCUCCAGGCUGGCCUAAUGCAUGAAUGUACCCCUUGUAUGUGCUGGACCAUGGCAGGCAAGCAAAGAAGGCACUGGAGGUCCAUGUGCAAAAGUGUGGUUCUUGGUGUCCUGGUGACCAGCUGCAUGAUGCUGCUUUACUGUCUGUCCACGCCACAGGUCCCCCUGAAUAUGCCUGAAGUUCCAGUGCCUUACUCCUGCGCCCACCGUCCAUCCCAGCCAGCCAGCACAGGGAGGAUUUGCACCCCCCAAGUGGACAUCAUGUUCAUGAAGACCCAUAAGUCAGCCAGCAGUACUUUCCUCAACAUCCUUUUCCGCUUUGGAGAAAAACAUCGACUCAGGUUUGCCUUCCCUGAUGGCAGGAAUGACUUUUUCUAUCCCGCAUUUUUCCAGCGCUCUCACGUCAAAGACUACAAACCCGGAAUGUGCUUCAAUAUCAUCUGUAAUCACAUGCGCUUCAAUGCAGGCGAAGUGGCCAAGCUGCUCCCUCUUGAUACCUCCUAUAUCACCAUUCUCAGAGAUCCUGUUGAGCUUUUUGAGUCCUCCUUCCACUACUUUAGUCGUCUGGUGCCUUUCACAUGGAGGAUACCAGGAGAUGACAAACUGGCUGAGUUCCUCCAUGACCCACACUACUACUUUGAUGCAGAGGGCUUUAACUCGUUCUACCUCAAGAACCUGCUGUUCUUUGACUUUGGACAGGACAACAUGCUGGAGCUGGAUGAUCCGUUAGUAGAUGAGGGAAUCAGAUCCAUCUCCGAACGUUUCCAGCUGGUCAUGUUGAAGGAAUACUUUGAGGAAUCUCUCAUCCUUCUCAAAGAUGCCCUCUGUUGGGAGAUGGAGGAUCUCCUCUUCUUCAAGCUCAACACCCGCAAGGGUUCAACAGUAUCCAAACUGACACCCUACCUGAGGGCUCGGGCCCUCGAGUGGAAUGCUCUUGACUGGAAAUUGUACCAGCAUUUCAACAAGACCUUCUGGAAGAAAGUGGAUGUGUAUGGACGGCAGCGCAUGGUGGAGGAUGUGGCAAAGCUCAGACAGAGGAACGCAGAGAUGGCGGCCAUCUGCAUCGAAGAGGGUCAUGCUGUUGAUGCCAGCAGCAUCCAGCAGACAGACAUGCAGCCCUGGCAGCCCAUCGGAGAAAAAUCCAUCAUGGGUUACAACCUGAAAAAGAACAUUGAUGAGGCCCAUAUGAAGCUGUGCCGUAAGAUGUUGAUGCCGGAGCUUCAGUACUUGACUGAAUUUGGUGUCAGCCUGUGGAUCACCAAACUGUGGGGCCACAUCAGAUACAUCAUCAACUGGUGAUGACGCAUGUGAACACGUGAGGGCACACUGGCAUGGACAGCAUGAAGGAAGAGUGACUGAAAGGAUUUACAGUCCACAUCUUAAUCAUGUGACCAUUGUUUGAGGAUGGUUUUGCUUGCUUUACAUUCAGAAUAUACACUGUUAUGAUUCUGAUAGGUGCUUUAAAGAAACAUUGCACAAUCUACAAAUACUGAACUAUUUAAGUGAGUUCUGGCACUGUUUGUGAGUAUGUAAUUUAAAUAGUAAAUAUCCAUGACAUUCUGGAGGAAGCAAUAACAUUUAAGAAUGGAAUAAAAUGUUCUGUUUAUAGACAAAACGAAUAAAAUACCACAGCAAUGAGAGCAUAUAUGGAGAUGACAAAAUAAUGCAGUGAUGCAAAUCAUUGCAAAAGCAGCCAUGAUUCCAGUGACAAUUUUCACUUUUCUUCUAUUAUUCAUUUCACUGUGAAUUUAUGUUACAAAGCAAUGCUAAAAAUGUGUAAGUUCUACAAAAGGUAUACACUAUAUAGACAAGUAUUGACCAUGUGAAUGUUUUAUUUGUUAUGUGUUUUAAGUUUCAUGGCGAUUUGACACAAUAACCAAAUGGAUCAAACACAACCCAUAUGUGCAGCUAUUAACAAUUAUGUCUAUGUUUUUAUUCAUGAUACAUUAUAGUCAUGAUUGAUGAUCAUUUUAAUCAUUGUAUAGUUUAUUAUUGUUAUACUGUAGAUCUUAUAAGUUCCCACAUUUGUGCUAAAAAAAUUUAAUUUGGACAUUUUCUUGCCAUUGACUAAUUUUAUUGCUUGUCCUCUCUCCUAAUUA